AUGGCUCAAUCAAUAAUAUAUUGAAAUUCGAUAAUGUAAUAAAAUUCUCGGGUAACUUCAAUGUAUAUGUAAAGCGUUUGCAUAAAAAUAUACUUUUUCUUGAGCCUACAGAUAAGCUUAUAGAUGAGCUGAAAUAUAUGUUUUAUAUUGAGGAGAUUAAAUGCUUGUUUACGCCAUUUCUCCAAGGAAUUGAUCGCAAAUCAAUCGAAAGAUAUUGCAAUAUAGAAAUGUCUCACUAUGAAAAGCUAUCCUCGAUAGGAAAUGAGUUGGACAGAUAUAGAGAGAAACCUGAAAGAGAACAGCUUUUGGAAGAAAUUUGUACUUUUGUGGCAAAAUAUAUUCAAAUUCGAGAAGAUAUAUGUUACACGAAUGUAAGUGCAUCAUUGGAUACAAUCGCACAAGAGGUACUGACUUGUCUCAGAGUGAAGCAUCCGAACCAUUCGAUAUUCUCCACGUCAGAAGAAACUUUUUCCUAUUGGAAAAGCAACAAUAUCGAAGAUAAUCAUUGGAACGAAACAGAAAGUACGCAGAUUAUGGAUACACUUAAGAAAUAUAUAUUUGGUACCAUGAACUUUCGACCAUGUAGCUACUCACGUAAUGUAGACAUCAAAUGUUUGUGUAUAAAUUAUAUUUUACAAAGUAAACAUGGUCAAGCUAUCAUUAUAUUUACAAUAUUUCAUAGCGUGGCUAGAAGACUUGGUCUACGUUGCGAUAUAACACUUAUUUGGCCUCGCUAUUGUAUAUUUUGGAGACCGAAAUUAUGUUGAUGUUAACAAAAAAUACUGUUAUAGAUUUUAUAACGGAACACAAUAAAAACUUUGCGAUUACACCAAAUUGAUUGUAAUAAGUAAAGAACAUACGCGCACUAACAAUCGCAUAUUAGUAUAUAAUAUAUAUACAAUUGUAAAAAUAUUGAACUUUGUGAGAUUCUUUUGGAUAAUAAUUCUUUUAGAUAACAAUAUGUAUAAUAUACAAUUUUUUAUCA
Molecule: messenger RNA, 985 nt
Organism: Nylanderia fulva
Lineage: Eukaryota; Metazoa; Arthropoda; Insecta; Hymenoptera; Formicidae
Source: RefSeq, a predicted model, not a curated record